AUGCAUAGUGCAGGUAAACGCAUCACACGACCACCCCUGAGGUACAACCCUUCUCUUCAAUACCCCUCUCCCAUACUACCUGCAACUGAUUUUGAUUUGACAAUGGCUGGACUUGAGGAUGAACAGCAAUCCCCCCCAAUAGACUCUCCCCUCUCUCUAGAGUCCCUAGCUCAACUUGUCGGUAACAUGAACGAUGCUUUUAACGCCCAGAUGGAAACUAUUUCCCGUAAAUUCAGUGAACUAGAUACCCGCAUGGACGAACUCUGCACCCGCAUAGAUGAUAAUGACUCGGACGUUCGUGUUAAAUUCAAUCAGUUUCAAUCCUCUUUCAAUAAAGACCUCAUUACCAUGCAGAACGAUAUCUCUAUAGAGCAACAACGGUCCCAGGAGUCCCAUAAAAGCAUUACCACUACCCAACGAUCAUUCAAUGACACCAUCAAAGCACUAAGCGACCGCGUAAGCCUCACAGAGGGACAAAGUGCCCGACUAGCCGCUCUAGAAAAUAAAUUUCAAUACUCCAUUACCAAUUCACUACCCCCACGGUUUCUACUAAUUCACAGCCCGUACAUCAUAAUUCAUUUAAUAAUUGUUUAA
Molecule: messenger RNA, 594 nt
Organism: Macrosiphum euphorbiae (potato aphid)
Lineage: Eukaryota; Metazoa; Arthropoda; Insecta; Hemiptera; Aphididae
Source: the annotation of a GenBank genome assembly